AUGCUGAGCACAGCUGAUGAGGCGCGGGAGCACAUGGAGAAGGCGACAGACCCGCCGGACUCAGGUACGGCGUCGUCUCUGGAGCUGAGGUCCGAAAGAUUGCGCAUGGCGGUGAGUCGCGAUGGGGAGGCCGGAAGCCUGCUGCAAAGCGACUCCUGGAUGGAGGAAUCGGAGUCGGCCCGAACAGCAUUCUUUUCCAUCAUCCUCUGCAUCCUCGUUCUCAUCGUGUGCAUGUUUGUGGCCGGAAUAUUGUUCGCCGGGACUAUCGGGACCUUUGGUUCUUGUGUUGCCUUCAAAGACCGCGCCAUGUGCUUGGCCUUCUUGGUUUUGGGUGCACUUGGCGGCCUCGUCAUUUACGGUGCCUUUUGCAUGGCAGUUCCGGUUGGCAUUGUGGCGCUCAUUGGUGCAGUCGGUAUUGGAUUCUAUGCCCCGGCGGGCAGCAUCUUGCAGAAGCCAGACAUGAAGUUGUCGAACCUUGGACGGGUUGGCGUCAUGGGGCGUUUAUAUAAGGUGUAG
Symbiodinium sp. CCMP2592 is the source of this 516-nucleotide messenger RNA. The record is from the annotation of a GenBank genome assembly. NCBI's taxonomy places the organism in Eukaryota, Dinophyceae, Suessiales, Symbiodiniaceae.